CCUAAGAAAUCUAGAGAGCCCAUUUAGACUCUUUCUUUAAAAUCCCAUUUUAGUAGUCGACGAGAAACCCUAAAUCCCUAUCAACUCUUGCUUUCAGAAAGGUGUUCGAAGUCUCUGAUUUCGCCUCUCAGUAGAAAAGAUGUCUUCAGCCGGCGAAGCUGCUUGCUCUUACGCCGCAUUGAUUCUCUAUGAUGAUGGCAUCCCCAUCACUGCUGAGAAGAUUGCAACUCUAGUCAAAGCUGCAAAUGUCUCUGUUGAAUCUUAUUGGCCAAGCUUGUUUGCUAAGCUUUUUGAAAAGUGUAACAUUGAGGAUCUCAUAACCAAUGUUGGUGCUGCCGGUGCUGGUGCCGCAGUUGCUGCAGCUGCACCUGUUGCAGCUGGUGCUGGUGGUGGAGCUGCUGCUCCACCUCCUGCCGAGGAGAAGAAGAAGGAAGAGCCAGAGGAAGAGAGCGAUGAUGAUAUGGGAUUCAGUUUAUUUGAUUAGGAGCUCCUUUCAGUGUAUGAAUUGGUUGAUUACUGGUUCAUUGCAGUAAGCUAUGACAGUAGUUACCUAUUGAGUUUUAUUGAUUUUGGUAUAUGUACUUUUUUAGUGAAGUGGCACUAAGUAGUUUUUCAUUUUUGAAAUGUAUGUUUGAACCUUCUUAUAUAUAACAGUAUUCUAGAGCAAAUUUUGACA
Gossypium raimondii (Peruvian cotton) is the source of this 676-nucleotide messenger RNA. RefSeq names its product 60S acidic ribosomal protein P1. Gene Ontology annotation, biological process: translational elongation; cytoplasmic translation. Gene Ontology annotation, molecular function: protein kinase activator activity; structural constituent of ribosome; ribonucleoprotein complex binding. Gene Ontology annotation, cellular component: ribosome; cytosolic large ribosomal subunit. Lineage: Eukaryota; Viridiplantae; Streptophyta; Magnoliopsida; Malvales; Malvaceae. The transcript is spliced from 4 exons. The record is from RefSeq and is a predicted model, not a curated record. The coding region runs from base 140 to 484 and encodes 114 amino acids.